GUGCCACAACCAUCCUGCUGCCAAUCUACUGAGAGACAAGAGUUAUGGAGGACAGAAUGGGCUGCCCAUCUGUUUUUGUCGUGGACGUGCCACAGAGGGAUGUCCCCUUCGUGCCACCCGUGCGGAAGACCCAGAAGAAACGGCCGUAUGGCCAGCUGCUGCUGGGAAUCCUGGUGCUGCUGGCGUUGGCUGGUCUAGCCAUAGAAGCUUAUUUCCUUCUCUGCUUCCGCAAGGAACUGGACAAAGCCACAUCACAGGGAUCUGCAGAUGCAACUUUUGAGAAAUUUGUACAAGGUCACAAACCUACCAUUGAAAAGCCAGCUGCUCAUCUGACACUAGGUUCCUCUGUCGCUGUGGCUCCGAACGGAUCUCUGCAGUGGGAACCCACAAAUGGCUUGGCCUUCCUACAGGACAUGAACUACAGUGGUGGUUCCCUGAUUUGCAGCAAGCCUGGACACUAUUACAUCUAUUCCAAGCUCUACCUGGGGCAUUCAAGCUGCCCAGACAUGCAGCAGAACAGCCAGUUUGUCACUCACUCCGUUUACAAGAGGACUUCUCGGUAUCCUGAUCACAUGGUGCUGUUAACCAACAGUAUUCCUUACUGCAACUGGAAGAACAGCAAAGAUUGGAGGCAUAAUAGCUUCCUCGCUGGAAUGGUGCAGCUGGAGGAGAAGGAUGAGGUGUUCAUCAAGGUGUCUCAGAAGCAGUUGGUGUGGGUCAAGGAUGAUUCAAGAUCAUAUUUUGGAGCCUUCAUGAUCUGAGAGCUAUUAGAGCUGUGUACAGACAAUUGAAUCUGUGGAACAACCAGAUGGCUUCCUUCUUAUACUGCUGUGGCAGAAUUAGCCUCAAUCCUGCAAUAGCUUGAUAACUUCUCAAAUAUUAUGAAGGUGAAGGGGAGCCUUACUGGGGAGCUGGGUCCACCUUGCUGAAGGGAAGAGGCCU
Molecule: messenger RNA, 942 nt
Organism: Podarcis raffonei (Aeolian wall lizard)
Lineage: Eukaryota; Metazoa; Chordata; Lepidosauria; Squamata; Lacertidae
Gene: TNFSF14
Product: TNF superfamily member 14
Exons: 4
Coding region: 45-761 (238 amino acids)
Biological process (GO): immune response
Cellular component (GO): membrane
Molecular function (GO): tumor necrosis factor receptor binding
Source: RefSeq, a predicted model, not a curated record